Messenger RNA from Sinocyclocheilus rhinocerous, 531 nucleotides. It is a transcript of the gene gpha2, whose product is annotated as glycoprotein hormone subunit alpha 2. Gene Ontology annotation, molecular function: hormone receptor binding; hormone activity. Gene Ontology annotation, cellular component: extracellular region. The coding region runs from base 72 to 476 and encodes 134 amino acids. Gene Ontology annotation, biological process: cell surface receptor signaling pathway. Lineage: Eukaryota; Metazoa; Chordata; Actinopteri; Cypriniformes; Cyprinidae. The transcript has 4 exons. The record is from RefSeq and is a predicted model, not a curated record.
CUGAGGUCAACAUCUUAUCUGAACACACUUUGGCUUUGAAGCAGUAUCCACAUCUACAGGUUAACAUCACCAUGUUCCGCUGCGUAACAUCUGAUCUGGCAGUGCUUAUGCUGCCUAUGGUUCUGUUGGUGUUGUUAAUGCCUAUUAGCUGGAGUUUUCGAGCCCUGAGCCCUGGCUGCCACCUUUACCCAUUCAACGUGACCAUACGGACAGACAAGCGAGGGACCUGUCGAGGAACUCAGCUGGUGUACGCUUGCGUGGGCUACUGUGAGUCCAGCGCUUUCCCCUCGCGCUACUCUGUGCUGCUGGCCUCCAACUUCACCCGCAACAUAACGUCUGCUUCCCGCUGCUGCACGAUUAGCAAGGAUGCCAAGAUCAAAGUUCGUCUGCACUGUCCUCGAGGCCGUCAUCAUGAUAUGGAGAUCUUGACUGCGCGCGCCUGUCGGUGCAACAUGUGCCACAGAUCCCGUUACUGAGAUCCUACAUAAAGAACGUGUCACUCAUGCAGUACUGGACAAGACUGGUGUGUAA